CAUGAAAAUUCUAAAAGCUCCAUAAACAAAGACUUCGUGGACAAAACCCCUGGAGACCAGAGUCACCCCACUCUUCCCAGAUUGUACUUUCCUCGGAAUCCUCCUCACGCCGAUCACAAGCUGUCUACUGAGUCACCUGUAGACCCACCUGUGCCACAUCUGGGCUGAGCCCACUGCCCUUUCACAGCAAAGGAAACAGAGACUCGCGCCAGGAUGACAGAAGCCAGCACGGAAAUCACUGUCUCUACAGAGAGCUAUGACACGACGACAGAAUAUGACUAUGGAGGCAUCACCCCAUGCCAGAAGGGGGCAGAGAGGGCCUUCGGGGCCCAGCUGCUGCCCCCACUGUACUCGCUGGUGUUUAUCAUUGGCCUGGUGGGCAAUGUCCUGGUGCUCUUGGUCCUGAUGCAGUACAAGAGGCUCAAGAGUAUGACCAGCAUCUACCUCCUCAACCUGGCCAUUUCUGACCUGCUCUUCCUCUUCACGCUGCCCUUCUGGAUUGACUACAAGCUGAAGGAUGACUGGAUUUUCAGCGACGGCACCUGUAAGUUGCUCUCGGGGCUUUAUUACAUAGGCUUGUACAGCGAGAUCUUCUUCAUCAUCCUGAUGACGGUGGACAGGUACCUGGCCAUCGUCCACGCCGUGUUCGCCCUGCAGGUCCGCACUGUCCUCUUCGGCAUCCUCAGCAGCGCUCUGGCCUGGGUCCUGGCCAUCUUGGCUGCCGUCCCGGGCUUUUACUUUUCCAGGAUCCAGUGGGAGUUCUUCCAUACCACCUGCAGCCUUCACUUCCCUCCUGAAAACCUAAAGGCCUGGAAACGGUUUCAGGCUCUGAAGCUGAACAUGCUGGGGCUGGUGUUGCCCCUGUUGGUCAUGAUCAUCUGCUACACGGAGAUUAUAAGGAUUCUGCUCAGACGGCCAAAUGAGAAGAAGGCCAAAGCUGUCCGUCUGAUUUUCGUCAUCAUGAUCGUCUUCUUUCUCUUUUGGACCCCCUACAACCUGGCCAUGUUGGUCUCUGCUUUCCAAGACACCUUUUUCACCGAUGAGUGCCGGCAGAGCAAACAGCUGGACUUGGCCAUACAGGUGACAGAGGUGAUUGCCUACACGCACUGCUGCGUCAACCCCGUCAUUUACGCCUUCGUGGGGGAGAGGUUCCGCAAGUACCUGCGCCAGCUCUUCCACAGGGUCCUGGCCGUGCACCUGGCUAAAUGGCUCCCCUUCCUCUCCACGGAGAGGCUGGAGAGGACCAGCUCCAUGUCCCCCUCCACAGCAGACCAUGAGCUCUCUGCAGGGUUCUGACUCGGGGCCCUGGAGGCUGAUGCAGGACCCAGCCAGGGUGACCUGCCAGGCACGCUGACCCGAGCUGAGGUGGCUUGGGCCUCCUGGCCAGAUUCGGACACCUGACAUACCACGGAAUUGCAGCCACGUAGGGGUGAGCGAGUUUAAAGGCGGUGUAGACUACAUUCCCUCUGGGCCAUGAGUGUUCUCCAAGAACAUCUCCUUGGUAGGAAGGAGAUGAAUGAGCCAAAUGGGACAUUCCAGAAGACUGGGGCCAAGACUGGGGACUGAAUCCAAACAGGAUUUCAGAUUUGUGAGCAUUAACAUUUGUAAACAGAGCCCCGAGCCCCCCAGCAGCCCCUGCCCCCACCACCAGUGAACUCGGAAGAAGUGAUUUCUGCCCUUGACUUUACUCUGUAGUGGAGAGCCAAUCAGGAGCCCACAGCCCCUCCCCACCCUCACCUCCCCCACCCCCCCACCGCUGCAGGCUGUUGGAAACCCUGAGGAAAAGAGAACUCAGGGCGGGACAACCAAAGCCCUAAUGGGAAAUAGGAUUGGGGAACUGCUGUUGGCAGUAGGACCGAGUAAACCCUUUGUGAGAAUGUUUAUAUUUGCAAAAACCAAGCAGUUCAGGUUGUGGGCUAGACACGGAUCACAUGCCUGAUGCAUUGACCAUUUUCUUCUUUCUGGAUAUUUUCCGGAAUCUCCCUUCCUUGGAAGUUAGGGUGACCCUGGGAGCACAUUCUGAUGGCUUUAUCGCAGAAAUUUCUAUCAGGCAAAAGGAGGCAGGGUGGAUUUCCCUGUCUCCCCCGCUCCUCUUCUCCCCCGCCAAGCCUUCUGGUUUGAGGGGUCAGAGUUCUGGCUGCCACCUCGGACCCAUCAACAAAUAAUGACCUGGUGUGCAAGCUGACGGUGUCCGAGGCUGAGAGGGAAGAGAGUACCUGCCAGGGAGAGUGAGGUGGAGACUUGGUCUUGAUGGAGAAGAUUGAGAGGUCCCUUAACUCAAAGGAACAUAUUUCUUCUCUCACCAGGGGGCUCCUGGUAGUCACAUUUUUCUUCCCUUUCCCCUUAGAGAUGUAUUUCUUUAAAAACCAUUUCCCCAAUAGCAAAAAUAGCUUAGAGGUGCCUGAGUAGUUCAGUUGGUUAAGCAUCCGACUCCAGCUCAGGCCAUGAUCUCACG
Messenger RNA from Hyaena hyaena (striped hyena), 2455 nucleotides. Its product is annotated as C-C chemokine receptor type 1-like. Bases 214 to 1296 code for a protein of 360 amino acids. Gene Ontology annotation, molecular function: C-C chemokine receptor activity; chemokine (C-C motif) ligand 7 binding; chemokine (C-C motif) ligand 5 binding. The transcript has 3 exons. The record is from RefSeq and is a predicted model, not a curated record. Gene Ontology annotation, cellular component: cytoplasm; membrane. NCBI's taxonomy places the organism in Eukaryota, Metazoa, Chordata, Mammalia, Carnivora, Hyaenidae. Gene Ontology annotation, biological process: immune response; inflammatory response; G protein-coupled receptor signaling pathway.